GUAUGUGAACAAACACACACAAACCCCACUCAUUCCUCUCCAGCUAUCUCGAUGUCAACAGCUUUCAAAUCCAAAAAACUCUCUCUUUCUCUCAACCUGCAUUAGGGUUUAUCUUGAAACGUGAAUCCAACAAAAUCGUUGUCACCACCAUCACUCGCAACAGCUACACCACCUUCUACAACAAAAUCGAUGUCCAUGGUCCACCUUCUCCGCCUAAACGAUCUGAAAACCCCCCACCACAACCGUGAACAGAAUCUCGGUAGUGGUUAUAGUGUGAAAACCGCGAGCGGUGCUGAGUCGGAGACAUGGAUCUGAAUUCAUUGGUUAAAGGGCUCGAGAGUAGGUCUCGUUUGGGGCCGUCGGUGGUACAAAAUGCAUCGACAAGAAUGGUUCUAUGUGUCGAAAGAUCUAUGGACCUGGUUGGGUCCGAUUGGGCUCGACUGUUCGUCUUCUUUACACGUAAAGAUUAGACAAAGACGACACCUUGUGAGAACAAGAUGGAGAAGAAAGAUGCAACAGGGUGGAGAUAAAUCUCCACCUGAAGCUUCCAUUUACUUAAAAUUGUCUACAAUUCAGAAAAAGCUGUUAGAGAUAUUGCUUCAAAGAAAGGCCUUCAAGGAUUGUUUUCUGCAAGUUGUUUGAUUGGAUUUGGGGGGAUUUUAAGGGAAAAGUUGGAAGGAAGAAGAAGCACACUGUGAAGAUGGAGAAAUGGACUGGAUGUAUAAUUGGAGGAAUCAUUUUGUGAUUAAGGUUUUUUAAUAUAAUUCACGGUUGCUGAUGAAUGAGGCUGUGUUGGUUACCGAUUCAACAUUAUCAUUUUUGUUGGGAAAAGUUAUCCCAGGAAGAAGUUUAGCUUUAACCGGGUUGUCAUAUGAUACCAAAGAAUAUGCAUUUUAUGGUUUCAUUUAAUUUUUUGCCUUUUUCUUUGAUCUGGUUAUAGAGAGAUGAUUGUAUAUGGUUCUUGUGUGUAGGUUUAUAAUUAUUUGUUUUAUGAUGAUAUAUUUUGUGAUAUAGAUGAACAAAAAGCAAAACUAUUUUUUUAUGUUUAGUUUCUAUUUUCAAGGAUCAUGUAUAUGAUGAUGUGAAUCAAUUUGGUUAUUGUGAAUAAGUUCUUGGGUUGUUUUCUUAAUAAUGUGCUAUUAGAAGAGUAACUUGAAAUCUGAUCUUCAACAGGAAGAAAGAGACUCUAUUUGUUGAAGAGCAAGGUAUAAACAAUUGGCCAACUUAUGAAACAACUUAUUCAAAACAGAUUUUUUUAGCCUGAAAUGAGUGUUUUCUAUUUUUGUUUUCUGCACCAAGUUGUCUAAGGUGGUGCACAUAAUAACAUUUUUAGUUAUUAUUUCUUUUGUGUGUGAAUUUUCUUAUUCUUGAAUGUAUGUAGUAGAAAAAAUUCUGUCAAAUCGUGUUGAUGUGCAUUGAAUAAGUACAAAAUAGCUUAUUUUGUUAA
Lactuca virosa is the source of this 1447-nucleotide messenger RNA. Lineage: Eukaryota; Viridiplantae; Streptophyta; Magnoliopsida; Asterales; Asteraceae. The record is from the annotation of a GenBank genome assembly.